Colius striatus (speckled mousebird) is the source of this 678-nucleotide messenger RNA. RefSeq names its product MyoD family inhibitor domain containing 2 (gene MDFIC2). The coding region runs from base 1 to 678 and encodes 225 amino acids. Lineage: Eukaryota; Metazoa; Chordata; Aves; Coliiformes; Coliidae. The record is from RefSeq and is a predicted model, not a curated record. The transcript has 5 exons.
AUGUCAGAAGCCGGGACAGACAAGGUAAAAAUCAAACCAGCAGAAAGUUUUGAAAAUGACAAUCAAAAUAUUUCUUGGCUGAAGAAAGAACUGGACAGUCCCAUCCUACAGCCCCUUGGAGACUCAGACAGUUGCACCAGCUCCCUGCCUCUCCCAGUGCUCCUCGGGGUGACGCUGAGCAGUGAGGAUCAGCCAGAUAACCAGCUUACAAAUGAAAAACAUACAGAUGAAAAGCCUAUGAAAGGCAUUGUUAUGAGUUCCGUGGCAAAAUUCAGCAUCACAGACGCUUCAUCAAAGGGUACCAAAAAUGAGAAGAAAUUGUCAGAUCCAAGCACAUCAUCCAUUGCUUCCCUGGAGAAAUGCAGAGAAUUCGCUUACAUUGAAGAUGACGCAUCAGUACAUCAGAGAGACAGUGACGAUGAAUGUGCAACACUUAUCCUGGCCUGCUUGUUCUGCCAAUUUUGGGACUUUCUUAUAAUGCUGCCUGAUACCUGUGAACAUUGGCUGACAGAUACCUGUUGUCCAUCCAAUAGAUACUACCAGACCUCCAAUGAAGACCAUGCCAACAACGACUGCAACUGUGACUGUGACAUUGAUUGCAGCCUUUUUGAGUCCUGCCAUGAGACUGGUGAAUGCCUGGAACUUGCCAUGGAGAUUUCUGAAGUCUGCUAUCGCUAA